AUGGGUUCUAGUUGUUUAUAUUUGAAUAUAAAACAGGCUGAAACUGAGGCAAAACAGAAAGUGAUAGCUGCCAAGGGUGACCCAAACAAUGUUGAAUGGGUUCUUGCUCUGACCAACCUGCAGUUUGGCAAAUAUGCUCAAUGUUUUCCUGACAUGUGCAAGGCUGUAAAGUUUCGACAAGAACAAAACACUGCUAAGAGCAAGCCAACAACCAGCAGUGCUAGCAUUAAUGUUGGGGACGAGGAAGGCCAGACUCUUGUUGGGAUGAGCACAAUUCUUAAAAUGGACUCUACCAAAAAGGUGGUUAAAAAGCUAGCUGGAAAGGCUGUCAACACAGCAUCAUGGUGUACCAAUGUUGGGAAUGAGUAUGGACAGGUGGUCAUGUCUGUGCUGACUGAUGCCGAAGGCGAUUGUCUGGAUGACAUGGCUCAAGGCUUGGUGUCACGAUAUGAGCGGUCUCAUGUCGAGCCCCCAAAGGUUCUAUAUGUUGACCGUGAUUGUUGUGGCAUCAGGUUAGCACAACAAUUUUCAGGUUGGCCCAACUUGACAACCAAACUGGAUAUUUGGCACUACAUGCGUCGGUUUGCCAUGGCCUGUUGUUCCGAAUCGCAUGCCUUGUAUGGUACCUUCAUGGCCCAGCUGUCCGGAUGUAUAUUCGAGUGGGACCCAGUGGAUGUGGAACGAUUGGUUGGAGCCAAACAACAGCAGCUCAUUGAGGGUGGGGUCUAUCGCCCAUCAUCUGAGGAUGACAUUGCCAAGCAUGUCACCAAGAAAGAGUUGGCAACCCAUUGUAAACGUCGGACCCGAGGUUCCGAGGCAACUGCUGAACUAAUUCAGCGGCUGAUAACAACAUUCUCCUCAGACCUUGGGAAUGACACAAUGGGAAUCCCACUCCUUGACAAUGAUCGUGCUUGGCGUAUUUGGGAGGAGCAGCAGAAACACCUCGAUUGUAUCCAAGACCCUGCUGGUGUCCAGCUUUAUACCCAGACGGGCACACUUAAAAAGGGCGGCGUUGAACUGCCAGUGUACAGGUGUGGACGAGGGUCAACAUCCCUGGAAUCCUUCCACAACCACAUUGUUAGAUUUAUUCCAGGCACCACUGCCAGUGACAUGCAUUAUCAAGCAUAUAUGCUGGAAGGCAUUGCUCGCUGGAACAGCGAUAGAGGGCGAGCCAUGGUGGAUGGACAGUCCUACAAGACAGCUGGACAUUACAACACUGCUCUAUCCCAUGAAGUUAACCGUCUCAAUAAUAUGGUCUACGGGAAAGCAUUCGAUGGAGAUUACAGAGAUCCUUGUAAAUACACUGGCAAGAAGUUUGGUGUGGAAUAUUUAUAUUCUCAAACUGGAAAGAAAUGGUUGUCCCUGGAAACUGAUGACCCAGAUAAACCGGACCAAUUUGAAGAUAACGAGUCUGAUGAUGGUCUGGAUGAAGGGUUUGAGGAAGACGAAUUUGACCUCACAGUACCACCACUUCCCAGAACCACCAUACCAGAAACACCAUCUGAGCAGCCAACGACAAGCACUAUCCCCGAUGAAGGCUCACCGACCAACCCAACAUUAAUGGAUGAGCCACUGGACCAUGAAAAAUCUGAUGAAGCUGAUGAUGCUGUUGGCCCAGGUGGAAUUCAAGGUUGGGCAGCAAUCAAAAACUUGGCUUCCUCCUUGUUCCACCUUAAGGACAACUCUGUUUUGACUGCAGCUGAAGCCAACAACAUCAGCUUGUGGGAGAAACUACCGGAAGGUCUGAGAACAUCAAAAGUGACAUACCCACCCCGGUACAGACCAGAUGCAACCCAAACAGGUCGAUUCAAACAAGCAAAGCCACCCUCCCCAUACACCCAGACAGUCACACCUGGACUUGUGAGUCUAAGAAGAGCAAUGGUUGGAGGAGACUCGGGGCCAGCAACAGCUGUAGAUGCCAGUCCAAUUGUGGAACAACUUGUUUCACAGCUGGAAAAACACUUUGUCUCGCCCAUCAAGAUUGAGGGAAGAUCGGUUUCAAGGUGGAGACGUAUACUGACCAGCUACCAUAACAUCAGAGAGCUGGUCACAAUGCAUGAUCUCAUCAUGACAAAAACAAGUAUACAGUUGUACGAACUCAACAAAACAACACUGAUGAAAUGGUUUAAUGAUCAUCAAAGAAAUGUUGAGUGCAGGAUUCUAACCCAAGGUCUUCCAGAACCACCACCACGAACCGCCCCAAAGCCCAAUCUCCUACCAGCCAAGCAACUCCUACCAAAACCACAACCAACUCCACCACCUCCCCGGGACUAUAGUGUGAUUAAUCUGUUGGAUGCUGUCCUGGAUUGGGCCUUAUAA
Molecule: messenger RNA, 2319 nt
Organism: Dendronephthya gigantea
Lineage: Eukaryota; Metazoa; Cnidaria; Anthozoa; Malacalcyonacea; Nephtheidae
Exons: 12
Coding region: 1-2319 (772 amino acids)
Source: RefSeq, a predicted model, not a curated record